GCGAGAAGAGAGAAGGCGAGGAAUCAAGAAAAUUCUCCCUUAAACUCACCGUUGUCAGGGGGGUCCUCAAGGCUGGUUGUUGCGUCUUGCUCAGCAACCGCACCCGACUUGAGCUCGAGGCAGGAGUGUGCUGAAGGAAGCUCAAUAGCGAGAGCAUCCUUGAGAAGCCACUGAAUCACAACAAUAAUUUCGGACUGAGGAAAAUACGACGGUCAAACUUCGUCGCCUCCUCGCCCGGCUGAUAUAGCCUACUGACCAAAAGAAAAAGUGCAGGGACAAUAUCAUUCAUGGAAAUAAAUUAGAAGCCUGCGAGUUUAAUUUGUUGUUAUUUUUUAUUUUUGGGGGACAACAGCCUUUUGAACCACAAAAUGGCUGAGAUAACCAAUUUAAGACCAGCAUAUGACGUGUCCCCGGUGCUGGCGGGCUUUCUGGGCGCCGGGGUCCUGGUGGUCUCAGUCACGGUGGCCGUCUUCCUCUGGACCUGCUGCCAGCGUCGCUACCGCCAGAUGACGGGCAGCUACAAGCUCCAAUCAGGACCCUGCGACCAGGCCGUGGAUCCGCCCUACAAGUUCAUCCACAUGCUCAAGGGAAUCAGCAUCUACCCGGAGACACUUAGUAACAAGAAGAUAGUCCGUGUGAGUCGACGCCCGGGCUCCUCGCGAAAUGGCGGCGGAUCCGGUGUCGAGUGGGGUCGUAAUGGUGAGCGAGGAAGAGGGGGAGGAGGAAGGGUGAUGCUAGUAGACGUCGACCCAGAAACGGGCCUGCUCAACAGCUCCACCAACCUGCAGAUGAGCCACCUACUGCCCCCUGCUGGACAGCCUAGGUUAGAGCAGGCACUGCCCAUCCGCUCCGACUACUGCUGCCUGGAGAGCAGCUCCAGGGGUAACAGCAGUAGCAGUAGCUGUGACGCCAGCAAGAUAGCCUCGCCCUUUACCCCGUGCCAGGGGGAGGGAAACACCAUGCCGCCCGCUGCCCUAGGUACCCUCAGCCUGGUCGUGGACUACAACUUCCCCAAGAAGGCGCUGGUGGUGACCAUUGUUGGCGCCCAGGGUCUGCCCGCCGUGGAUGAGCAGGCGGGUAGCUCUGACCCCUACGUGAAGAUGACCAUACUGCCAGAAAAGAAGCAUCGGGUCAAGACCCGCGUUCUGAGGAAGACCCUGGAGCCAGUGUUUGACGAGACGUUUACGUUCUACGGCGUGGCCUACAGCGCACUGCCUGACCUCACGCUGCACUUCCUGGUGCUUAGCUUUGACCGCUUUGCCCGUGAUGAUGUCAUCGGGGAGGCGGCGGUACCCCUGGCAGGGGUGGACCCCAGCACGGGACGAGUCCACAUCACCCAACAGAUCAGCAAGAGACACAUCCAGUGUGUGAGCCGUGGGGAGCUGCUGGUGUCUCUGUCCUACCAGCCUGUCACUCACAGGCUCAAUGUGGUGGUGCUGAAGGCCAAACACCUGCCCAAGAUGGACAUCACUGGCCUAUCAGGCAACCCCUAUGUGAAGGUGAACGUGUUCUACGGCUGCAAGCGCAUUGCCAAGAAGAAGACGCACGUGAAGAAGUGCACCCUCAACCCCGUUUUUAACGAGUCAUUCAUCUAUGACGUGCCCGCCGAGCUGCUGGCCGACAUCUCCGUGGAGUUCCUGGUGGUCGACUUCGACCGUACCACCAAGAACGAGGUGGUGGGCCGCCUGGUGCUGGGCGGCCAGAGCCUCAUGCACACUGGGGUCACCCACUGGAGAGAGGUCUGCGACAACCCCCGCCGGCAGAUUGCCAAGUGGCACAACCUGGGCGAGUAUUAGGACGGCUCAGAAAAAUACCCGAAAAUGUUCAAAAAUCAUGCAAUUUCUCAGAGUGGAUAUUCUGUCGAAAAAUCACCACCGCCACUACUAUUUCAAACCUAUUCUCUUAGAAAAUUAAAGAAUGAAAUAAACCCUUCCCGCCUGAAGUAAAGAGACCCAACCAGACCACCGGAACCCCACCCAGCAUGGACAUGUAUGGUUGGACCACUCACUUCUAUGAAAAAUUCCCGCAACCACGGGGGCUGAGAAAAAUCUGACCAGACUUUCAGGAAUCACUGACGACAAAAGACUUGAUUGAAGAUUUCAAAACCAAAAUCUGAAUAAUAAUAAUAUAAUUAUAUAUAUAUAUAAUUAUAUAUAUAUAUAUAUACAUACACACACACACACAUUUGAAUGUAUACACAAAUAUAUAUCCUUCACAUUCAUUACUGUUAGCGAGAUCCAUGUGGUCCUACCGGUUGGGUGGGUGUGUGAAGGGGCUGUGGUUCAUCCAAUCAGAGUUCACAACAGAGAGUGCAUCACAACCCUACCCCUGACCCCCCCUCCUCCAGCCCCCGCCACCCAUAGGUAUAAACAUUCCUUUACUUGCAUGCUUGAACAAGUUCAAAAUAAAACACACCCGGGAAGGAAGAAUAGAGUAGGUAAUACUCUCUCUUAAUCUUAACCUGGGCUGCAUUUCAAACUCAUAAAAGACACCCUCCUCCACUUACCUUCGCCUUAUGCCCUUGGGGGAAUCCCCGUGGCCAUUUUUGUCGUUGGUCCAAAUGAUUAGCCAAUAAAGGGAAGUUGGCAACGUAAGCCCCUCAGCCCUCGUUUUUGAUUGAGUUUGCGAGUGUACAAUUAUGUUCACUCUGGGCCUGAAACGCCCCAUAAUUCAAUUCGCGAUGAUUGUACAUCCGCUAAGAACAGUCAGCCAAAACUUAAAACCUCAACGUCAAUAUGGAUAAGUCAAAAGAAUGUACAUAAGUUAGAAAUUGUGCUACUAAUGCACAUGGCGGCUCAAACAGAUAUCAUAAAAGUAAUGAUGUUUUUGUUUGGUUAGCUUUUUGGAAACGUUAACUUGCGCACAUAACGUUCUCUGACAUCACACUUUUACAUUGUUAUUUUCCAUUUACCUGAUAUAACUUAGUAAGAUGGCUAACAUUCGAUGUCUGCGGAUGCGUUGUCUUAAUUGUCUGUGCGUGCCUUAUAUGCGCUACAACAGUUCCAUGAUGACUGAAAACACAACCGUGGGAUGAACGAGUGACACAUUUCCGGGAAAGAACGGUCCAUUUCAAAUGAAUUAAUACUUCCCUUGUCCUGCAAGUGUCAACUCGUCAGACGUCAUGAAACGUCCAGAAGCGUCCAUUUAAUUUGAGGGCUGAGGGGAGAGGGUGUGUCUUAAGUGUUUGGAAUGCAGCCCUGGUGUACCAAUUCCCUUUAAAUCAGGAAGUAUCCCCUGGUGCUGCACAGGAUUGGGAGGGUUUAUGUUAAUUAGAGGGUGUGGUUAAUUUAUAUUGCGAUUGGGCAGUUUUUUAAGGUAGGGAAAUGUUUUUUUUAACAGGAGUGGUAAUAUUAGAGGCAUGGUUAAUUUAUGGGACAGGAUGGGGUACUAUAUUUAAGUAAUAAGGCACGGGGGGGUGUGGUAUAUGGCCAAUUGCCACGGCUAAGGGCUGUGGUAUAUUGGCCGCGAUGCGUAGUGCCUAAGAACAGCCCUUAGCCGUGGUAUAUUGGCCAUAUACCACAAACCCCUGAGGUGCCUUAUUGCUAUUAUAAACUGGUUACCAAUGUAAUUAGAGCAGUAAAAAUAAAGGUUUUGUCAUACCCUUGCUAUACAGUCUGACAUACCACGGCUGUCAGCCAAUCAGCAUUCAGGGCUCGAACCACCCAGUUUAUAAUACAGUAUUUACCAGGGAUAAUACAGCUGUUGCUAAGUGUUUAAGUUAUAUUCAGGUAAGGCUAUGGGGCUGUCUUGAUGAUAUUUAUCACUACUUAUGUUUCUUUUUUUCUAUGUGGAUCAUAUGUUUCAUCAGUAAGCUCACAUGCAGCAACAAUAUCCAUGAAAGUCAAUAGUCAAACUGCAUGUGUUAGAGCUUUUGCAUGCACAGUGUAACAUGGGCUUGAGUUCAAGCCAGCUCUCUUAGAGACAGGUACAAAAUGGAGACAUUCAUUUUGUGGGGCAGAUUCAUACCAACACUGGCAUAACAAUCAGACAUGAUUAACUUUCAGUUCACGUACAUGUUGGAAAACCGGUGUUCAGUAUAUUACAAUGUGUCUAUGAUAAGUGCAUUGUGGAGCUAAUCAAAACAGUUUCAUCUAAAUUGAGGGGCUGGAAUAAAACUGCCACGUCUCAGUGAUAUCCCUUCACUGAACCCUUCCUCAGUAGCAGACAAGGUUAGUGGAUUGGGUCUGUCCCAUUACAGUAAAUGGAUGAUUUCUGGUUUUACUUUGUGACUGCUGUUGCUCUCACUAUCAUUUGAUUGGUGCAUUUAUUUUUUAGACCUGAUGCGAUUGGUUGAGGCGAGGUUGUAGCCAUGUAGCAUGGGUAUCUAUAAUUCACUGGAGCUUAAUGUACCGAAACCCGUUGUUUAUAGUACAUCUGUUGUCAUAGUGACCAAAGGACCAUGAGUGUAUCUGUAACUUUGUGUCUGUAUCACCAAUCUUACCAGUAUAACCAAUUUUACCAGAGAGAGCUUCGUGGUUUGUUGUUCCACAGUGGCCACUUGACCCUGUAUACACUUGCCUGGCAGUGCAUUACUCCUGUUAAUUUAUGUGAAUAAAUCAUUAAUUUGAAUUAUUAGAAUUUAUAGCCAUGCUACUGGUAACAGCUCAGUAUAUCCUCGUUUGAACUCUGCAUCUUAAGAAUUGUACAUUCAUUUUUUUCAAUAUAUUUUGUGUGUGGUGAAUAUGUGUCAGAAUUUCAAAUGUUAGUCUCCUGCAAUGUCACAACCACUGAACUCAUCAAAGAUGUCCGUGCCGGCAGCUCUCGUUCUGGUUGCCUCUCUUCUCCCUGAGAUCUCUCUCUCUCUCUGUUUAUCACCGCUGUUGCUCCGCGGCACUGUCCCCAUUGUCAUUAUUAUUUAUUUAUUUUACUCUGAUAGUCAAGAGCAAUCAAAGGAAGUCAAGCUGUCACCGCAUGCCAUGUCUCUUUGCUGUGUCUGUACACUGCUAACCUCUUAGCUUGAAUGCUGCAUGUCCCUACACUCCCACACAGGUAAACAUUGUACACAAUCCGCUUCACUGGCCUCUGAGGUGCUCAAACUGCAUCCCUACAAACUGGCUUUAAUGCGAGUUUGAGCUAACUUGAGCUAGCAAACAAAUCAACAUAAGUGUUUGUUAUAACAGUAUUUGCGUGGCGUAGUCACUCAGUAAGCUUAUUUUCCUAACGCUUGGUGUAUCACAGCAACUGCCAUAGCAGUUAUGGCACUGGAAGUGGAUAAGUGGGCAGUUGUGUCCUUUCCUAUAAAAGUAAUCACAUCCCAUAAGGAACUGAGAGUAGGCCGUACUCACAUCUAGGCUGCACACUGAACAUUUUGGAUAUCUGAUUGCACUUUGAAAAGCCCAAAGCAACCUUUUAGUUUUUAUCACUGGUUGAUUUGAUCAAACUUUUUUUGCUACGGAACUAGAUUUUUUUUGUUGCUCUCUUUUGCUACUUUUUGAAGGGGAAAAAAUCGAUUUGUACAAAUUGUAACAUAGGAGGCUAAUAUCUUGUUGUUUUUGCUAUCAAAUUGCCAUAUGAAUUGGUCUUAGUUAGCCCCUCACACACAUUUAUUUUAGUAAAAAGGUACACUCUCCCAGUUCAGUUAUUGACAUCCUGCACAGUUCAUGUCCUUAGUCCUAUAGUUUUCCCUCUCACAGCCAAUAAGAAAUUCAUAUACUGAACAAAAAUAGAAACGCAACAUGUAACAAAGAUUUUACUGAGUUACAGUUCAUAUGAGGAAAUCAGUUAAUUGAAAUAAAUUAAUUUAGCCCUAAUCUAAGGAUUUCAAACGACUGGGAAUACAGAUGCAUCUGUUGGUCACAGAUACCUUAAAAAAAUAGGCCUCUUGGGCCUCAGGAUCUCAUCACUGUAUUUUUGUGGGAUUCAAAUUUCCAUCGAUAAAAUGCAAUUGUGUUCGUUGUCCGUAGUUUAUGCCUGCCCAUACCAUAACCACCGCCACCAUGGGGCACUCUGUUCACAACGUUGACAUCACCAAAUCGCUUGCCACGCGCCAUACAUGUGGUCUGGGGUUGUGAGGCCAGUUGGACAUACUGCCAAGUUCUCUAAAACGAUGCUUAUGGUAGAGAAAUAAACAUUCCAUUCUCUGGCAACAGCCCUGGUGGACAUGAAUGCGGUCAGCAUGCCAAUUGCACGCUCCCUAAAAAGUGUGGCAUUGUGUUGUGUGACAGAACUGCACAUUUUAGAGUGGCCUUUUAUUGUUCCCAGCAGAAGGUGCACCUGUGUAAUGAUCAUGCUGUUUAAUCAGCUUCUUGAUAUGCCACACCAGUCAGGUGGAUGGAUUAUCUUGGCAAAGGAGAAAUGCUCACAAACAGGGAUGUAAACAAAUGUGUGCACAAAAUUUGAGAAAAAUAAGCUUUUUGUGCGUAUGGAACAUUUCUGGAAUCUUUUAUUUCAGCUCAUUAAACAUGGGACCAACACUUUACAUGUGUUUUUAUAUUUUUGUUCAGUGUAGAUACAUGCACAGUAUCUUCAGUUUCCAUCAAAACUAAUAUAUCAAGGCAACUUGUUGAAACAAAAUACAAUUUUCAUUAAGAAGCACUGUGUCCCAGGAACCAUUUCAGUCUUUUGGUUUCAUAAUGUUUGGCUGAUAAAAAUCACAACAGCCACACAGGUUUUGAUGAAAUAGAGAUAAUUUUCCAACUGUAAUUUUUUCCAAUUCAGAGGAAUGUCCUGUGACUAUGAUUUUGUAUUUGUAGGAGGCUUGCAGUCUGGGGCAUAAUUUAAUAAUGUGGAAAUGAGAGCCGUUGAAGUGAGGCAAAAAUUGCAUUAGCUCUAACACCGUAACCCCAACCUGGUCUUGGCUUGGGCACAGAGGUGCUGGGCAGUAGUCUGGAUGUGUGUGUGUGUGUGUUUGCAUUAACCAUAUGGACCCCUGAAGACAGGCUGCUAUGCCCCCCAUUUCUAGUGUGAGCACAGACAUAAAGCACAUCAGUCUCACCACUGAAAGGCCAAUGGGUUGUAGUCCACUGUUUGAUCAACUUUGCCCAGGAGGUGCCAACAUGGUUGCUGAGGAAUGAUGUGAUGUUAUCGUUAUUCAUUGCUCUGGCAGUGCUGGAGAGUUAAACAAUGUAUCUAGUGUGGAGUGUUCAGGCUCCUAACUGUAACUGCACUAAUAGGGGUUGCGUUCAAUAUUCUAAAAGUGUUAAAAAGUGGAGCAUAUUUGAAAGGUGAAAGGAGGAUGACAGUAUCUUAGCAUUGCGGGCCUAAUUCUGUAGAAAAAGAUGGCUGUCAAUGUGUCAGUUGGUUGGUUGGUUGGUAAGGACACCAGUGUUUUUUAGCCUCAUGUCUCUGCAUGACUGUCACGCCCGUCGUUCAAGGAAGACCAAGGUGCAGCGUGGUGAGCGUACAUUUUCUUUUAUUAGUAAAAUGUCACCAACAAAACAAGAAAUAACAAAAACGCCCGUGAAGCUUACAAGGGCUAUAGUGCCCCUAACAAAGACAACUUCACACAAUGACAAAAUGGAAAAGGCUGCCUAAGUAUGAUUCCCAAUCCUAGACAACGAUAGACAGCUGUCCCUGAUUGAGAACCAUACCCGGCCAACACAUAGAAAUACAAAAACAUAGAAAUCAGAACAUAGAAUGCCCACCCCAAAUCACACCCUGACCAAACCAAAUAGAGACAUAAAAAGGCUCUCUAAGGUCAGGGCGUGACAAUGACAGAUAAAUAUUGUGAGAGGUGAGAUGUUUGGCUAACAACAUUGUGAGUUCUGUUCAUGACAGGAAGGUUUAGUCAAGAUCAAAUCAAGAUGUAUCAUAAUUGCUAGUUAACUUAUUUUAGAAAACAAACCAUGUACAUUCUCCCAUUUCUUUAUGCUUUGAAAGAUUUUCUAGUUUCAUAUUUCUAUGUUCUCACUGUUUCUUUUCUGACUUUGAGACACGGGUUGUGUAUAUUACAGGUGCCUGUGAUCAAUAUUCAACAGUUUCCUCCUCUUGUGAGCGUUUCCCUUUGUAAAUAGCACAGAAAGCACCCUGCAAAGAUCAGCAACGAUGUCCCAUAUCACUGAAUAAUCCAAAACAAAAUGAUAUGCUCCGUCUUUGUUACCCUCUGUUUUGCUGGCCUCACCCUGAAACCACAGCAUAAAUAAGCCUAUUUUAUAGAUAUCUACAUUUAAAUACCGUAUAUCCUUGUGUAAAUUACUGUUUGUUCCCAAGCACUAUCAGGCAGAUGCACUGCUGCCUGUCCUUAAAGUAUGUGAUUGUUCCCCCUGGAAUGGCAAAGGGUUCUCCCCUCGCUGUAAAUGUGUUCUAUUGUUGGGGUGCCCUCCCUCUUCCUAUCCUUGGCCCGCACUGAAUCCACACUCCUUUUUCUCCUUUCAGCCCCUUCUUUUCCUCCAUUGACAACCCAUCCCUCUCUUUUACUGUCAUGUGUUGUACAGGCAAUUCUGAGGUGUGAAUAAAUCUGACGGGAGGCAGGUAGCCUAGCGGUUAAGAGCGUUUGGCCAGUAACUGAAACGUCGCUGGUUCGGAUGCCCGAGACGACUGGGUGAAAAUAUGUUUAUGUGCUGUUGAGCAAGGCACUUAACCUUAAUUACUCCUGUAAGUCGCUCUGGAUAAGAGAAUCUGCUAAAUGACUGAAAUGUCAAAUGUAAAUAAAAAGAGAACAAGGAAUUAAUUGGUUGUGAGUAUCCCAUUGGCUAUCAUUGAUUCACCGCCUCGGUCAGAACUGUAUGUUGUGUGGGUGAAAUGCAAAAUAAGACAAGUACUCUGAACUGGGUUUAAACUGCAUAAUGCUAUGAAGUCUAUGCUAAAUAUAUUACACUAAUGCUGACUUGUUGAAUUUGUUAACACAACGAAUGUGCAAAUAAAAAAAUAACUGAUACACUA
This is a messenger RNA of Salvelinus fontinalis (brook trout), 8820 nucleotides long. RefSeq names its product synaptotagmin-11-like. The transcript has 5 exons. NCBI's taxonomy places the organism in Eukaryota, Metazoa, Chordata, Actinopteri, Salmoniformes, Salmonidae. Gene Ontology annotation, molecular function: clathrin binding; calcium-dependent phospholipid binding; SNARE binding. Gene Ontology annotation, cellular component: synapse; axon; membrane. The coding region runs from base 369 to 1796 and encodes 475 amino acids. Gene Ontology annotation, biological process: calcium-ion regulated exocytosis; regulation of dopamine secretion; cellular response to calcium ion. The record is from RefSeq and is a predicted model, not a curated record.